Lolium rigidum is the source of this 1122-nucleotide messenger RNA. RefSeq names its product peter Pan-like protein. Gene Ontology annotation, biological process: rRNA processing; ribosomal large subunit assembly. The transcript has 6 exons. Gene Ontology annotation, molecular function: rRNA binding. The record is from RefSeq and is a predicted model, not a curated record. Bases 1 to 1095 code for a protein of 364 amino acids. Gene Ontology annotation, cellular component: preribosome, large subunit precursor. Lineage: Eukaryota; Viridiplantae; Streptophyta; Magnoliopsida; Poales; Poaceae.
AUGGCGCGAAUCCACAGCGGCGGGCGGCGUGGCGGCGGCAGAGGUGGCGGCGGAGGCCGCGGGGGUCGCGGCGGCAGGGGAAGGGGCCCGAGCAAAUGGAAGAUGCCGGCGUCGGUGGCGCGGAAGCAGCAGGCCGUCACGGCCAACGUCGACCAGGUCACCGGCGAGAGGAUCCCCAAGAGCUUCGUCUUCUCGCGCGGCAAGCUCCCCUCCACGCUCCGCCACCUCCAGCAGGACCUGCGCAAGCUCAUGCUCCCCUACACCGCCCUCAAGCUCAAGGAGAAGAAGCGGAACAACCUCAAGGAUUUCGUGAACGUCGCCAGCCCGCUGGGCGUGACGCAUUUCUUGAUCCUCUCCAACCCAAAGAGCUUGCCGCACCUGCGCUUCGCCAAGUCGCCGCAGGGCCCAACCUACACCUGCGAGAUCAAGGAAUACGCUCUCGCGGCCGACAUCGCAAACUCCCAGAAACGGCCGAGGUGUCCCCCAGAGAUAUUCAAGAACUCGCCUCUGGUUGUGCUCAGUGGUUUCAAUGGUCUCGGCGAGCCUUACAAGAGUUUUGUGACCUUCUUUCGGCAUUUGGUCCCUGCUAUUGAUACAGAUACUGUUAAGCUAGCAACCUGUCAAAGAAUAUUGUUGCUACAGUAUGACAAAGAGACAGAGCUUAUCGAUUUCCGGCAUUACUCCAUCAAGCUCCAGCCUAUUGGGGUCAGCCGCAAGAUCAGGAAACUCAUGCAGAACAAUCAAGUGCCAGACCUUAGGGACCUUAAAGAUGUUAGUGAUUUUGUGACAAAAGCUGGAUAUGGAUCAGAAAGUGAACCAGAUGAUGAAGCUGCAACCGUAAGCCUAGUAAGUGACGUAGACAAAUUGAACAAAGCGUCCAGAAAAAGUGCCAUCAGACUCCAGGAGAUUGGGCCAAGAAUGACCAUGCACUUAGUUAAAGUUGAAUCUGGGCUAUGCUCGGGCGACGUCUUGUUCCCUAUGUCUGUUGGAAAAGAAGAUGGGAAGAAGGAAGAAGAGGAGGAAGAAAUAGAAGAUGCUGAGGAUUUGAUGGAGCUGGAGGAUGGUUCAGACGAUGAUUCCGGUGACGAAGAGUAGUGUAGAUGAGCUCAGGAGAUGCUGACC